UUCAUAAUGGCUGCCACUGACGAUGGUUUGAAGAAGCUCGAGUACCUUUCCUUGGUUUCCAAGGUCUGUUCAGAGCUUGAAACCCAUAUAGGGGUUGGGGACAAAGUUCUGGCGGAGUUCAUCACUGAGUUGGGACGAAACUGCGAGACGGUGGACAAGUUCGACACCAAAUUAAAGAAAAAUGGUGCCGAGAUGCCCGAUUACUUUGUCCGUACACUCCUCACUAUCAUUCACGCUAUUCUUCCACCGAAGCCAAAGCCGGAGAAGGACUCGAAGGAAGAGAGCGCUUCUGAUGGUAGGAAAACCAAGUUUAAGGCUUUGGCCGUCGCAGAUAAUAAAGAUAGAAUCAAGAACAUCGAGAAGGAAAUUGAGAUGGAGACCAAGGAAAAGCGAAACAGAAGAGAAGAACAAGAUGAAGAGCGAGAAGAAGAUAGGCGUAGAGGUAGUGAUAGAUAUAGGGAAGGAGAUAGAGAUAGAGAUCGAGAUAGACACAGAGGAGGUAGAGAUAGAGAUGGGAGGGAAAGGCGAAGGGAAAGGUAUGAUAGAGAUGAGAGGCGUAGAGAUGCACAUUAUAAUGAUGAUGGUGAUUACAGGGGAAGGCAUACAGAUCGAUACAAUAAGCAUAAGAGAGAUGGGUAUGAAGACGAUGGAGAUGUUAAAGAAGAUGGUGAUGAUAGGAGAGGUAAUAGGGAUCGGCAGAAUGGCCAGAACCAUUCGGAUGAGCCCGAAUUGUAUCAGGUUUAUAAGGGCAGGGUUUCAAGAGUGAUGGACACCGGUUGCUUUGUUCAGUUGAAUGAUUUAAGAGGGAAGGAGGGUCUGGUUCAUGUUUCACAGAUGGCAACUCGGCGAAUUAGCAAUGCUAAGGAUGUGGUAAAGAGGGAUCAGGAAGUUUAUGUGAAGGUGAUUUCAAUUUCAGGUCAGAAGUUGAGCCUUUCGAUGAGGGAUGUUGAUCAACAUACAGGGAAGGAUUUGCUUCCCUUGAAGAAGAGCUCAGAGGAUGAUGCUCAUAGGACGAACCCAUCUUUUUCAAGGGAUGGACCUGUGACUAGGACUGGUCUUUCUGGGAUUAGGAUUGUGGAAGAAGAUGAUGUUGGCCCAUCGCGCCGGCCAUUGAAGAGAAUGAGCUCGCCAGAGAAGUGGGAAGCCAAACAGUUGAUUGCCUCAGGUGUUUUGGGUGUUACAGAGUAUCCUACGUAUGAUGAGGAAACUGAUGGGAUGCUUUAUCAAGAAGAGGGAGCUGAGGAAGAGCUUGAGAUUGAGCUCAAUGAGGAUGAGCCAGCCUUUUUAAAUGGACAGAGCAGGUAUUCUGUUGAUAUGUCACCUGUGAAAAUCUUUAAGAAUCCAGAAGGGUCACUAGGUCGUGCAGCUGCUCUUCAGUCUGCACUCAUUAAGGAGCGUAGAGAAGUGCGUGAGCAGCAACAAAGAACCAUGUUGGAUUCUAUCCCAAAGGAUCUCAAUCGUCCCUGGGAAGAUCCAAUGCCAGAGACUGGUGAGAGGCAUCUUGCACAAGAACUUAGAGGUGUUGGUUUGUCGGCAUAUGACAUGCCUGAGUGGAAGAAGGAUGCUUUUGGGAAAACCAUCAGUUUUGGGCAGAGGUCAAAACUCUCAAUCCAGGAACAGAGGCAGAGCUUGCCUAUGUACAAGCUGAAGAAAGAAUUGAUUGCAGUGGUGCAUGAGAUCCAAGUGCUUGUCAUCAUUGGUGAGACUGGUUCGGGUAAGACAACACAGGUAACGCAGUAUCUUGCAGAAGCGGGUUACACGACAAUGGGUAAGAUUGGUUGUACACAGCCACGUAGGGUGGCUGCCAUGUCUGUGGCAAGAGUUGCUGAAGAGUUUGGUUGUCGUUUAGGAGAGGAAGUAGGCUAUGCAAUUCGUUUUGAGGAUUGCACUGGUCCAGAUACUGUCAUCAAGUACAUGACUGAUGGUAUGCUUCUUAGGGAGAUUUUGAUUGACGAGAACCUUUCUCAGUAUUCUGUGGUCAUGCUUGAUGAAGCUCAUGAGAGGACAAUCUACACGGAUGUUCUUUUUGGACUACUGAAGAAGCUUGUGAAGCGGAGACCAGACCUUCGUUUGAUUGUCACAUCUGCUACUUUGGAUGCGGAGAAGUUUUCCGGUUAUUUCUUCAACUGUAACAUCUUCACCAUCCCUGGGAGAACUUUUCCUGUAGAGAUACUCUACACUAAACAGCCGGAAAGUGACUACCUUGAUGCAUCUCUAAUAACUGUUCUACAAAUACACUUGACAGAACCUGAAGGUGACAUCCUUCUUUUCUUGACUGGACAAGAAGAGAUUGAUUUUGCAUGCCAGUCUCUUUAUGAGAGGAUGAAAGGUCUUGGUAAAAAUGUCCCUGAGUUGAUUAUCCUACCAGUGUAUAGUGCCCUUCCUAGUGAAAUGCAGUCAAGGAUAUUUGAUCCUGCCCCACCAGGUACAGGCCCUGGGAAAUGUUACCGCCUCUACACUGAGAGUGCAUACCGCAAUGAGAUGUCCCCUACUUCAAUUCCAGAAAUCCAGAGGAUAAAUCUUGGGACUACUACACUUACAAUGAAAGCUAUGGGGAUAAAUGAUCUCUUAUCUUUUGAUUAUAUGGAUCCUCCUUCACCCCAAGCACUCAUUUCUGCCAUGGAACAAUUGUACAGUUUAGGAGCACUGGAUGUGGAGGGGCUGCUCACCAAAUUGGGUAGGAAAAUGGCUGAGUUUCCUCUGGAUCCACCCGUGUCUAAGAUGCUAUUGGCCAGUGUGGACCUUGGAUGCAGUGAUGAGAUCUUGACCAUCAUUGCAAUGAUUCAGACUGGUAAUAUUUUUUAUAGGCCUAGGGAAAAACAAGCCCAGGCAGAUCAGAAGAGAGCCAAGUUUUUCCAGCCAGAGGGAGAUCAUCUGACUUUACUUGCAGUCUAUGAGGCAUGGAAAGCUAAGAAUUUUUCAGGGCCAUGGUGUUUUGAGAACUUUGUUCAGUCUCGAUCCUUGAGGAGGGCACAGGAUGUCAGAAAACAGCUUCUCAGCAUCAUGGACAAGUAUAAACUAGAUGUUGUCAGUGCUGGAAAGAAUUUUACAAAGAUCAGGAAGGCAAUUACAGCAGGGUUUUUCUUCCACGGUACUAGAAAGGACCCGCAGGAGGGUUAUAGAACCCUAGUGGAGAAUCAACCAGUUUAUAUACACCCAAGCAGCGCCCUCUUCCAGAGACAACCAGAUUGGGUGAUCUACCAUGAGCUGGUUAUGACCACAAAGGAGUACAUGCACGAGGUGACGGUUGUCGACCCCAAAUGGCUCGUGGAACUGGCACCCAGGUUCUUCAAAGUGGCAGAUCCCACCAAGAUGAGCAAGCGCAAGCGUCAAGAACGUAUUGAACCGCUAUAUGAUAGAUACCAUGAACCUACCCUAAACUCUUGGCGUCUCAGUAAGCGACGUGCUUGAUGUGUGUCAUCUGCUGCUUUUGGUUUUUCUGUAUGGAUUCAAUGUGAAUAUCUUGUAAUUAUUUGAGCUAAUUUUUGACAUUAAGUGCACAAAAUUUGUGUGGCUUCAUUACUUUUUAACAUCCUCGUGAAAUUCCUUCAACAUC
Prunus mume (Japanese apricot) is the source of this 3556-nucleotide messenger RNA. Lineage: Eukaryota; Viridiplantae; Streptophyta; Magnoliopsida; Rosales; Rosaceae. The record is from RefSeq and is a predicted model, not a curated record.